AUGCCGCGAGCACAAAACCGACCGGAAAGUCGAGACACGAUCCUCUGCACGUACAGCUCGACGAGGAUGAGGUUUACGCAAAGACGGACGGUUGUCUCGCCAGGGAAGCGGACAACAUCAAAGGGGGCAGCGGACGAGGAUGAGGACGACAGAGGGGUGAUCCUGGACCCCAAGACCUCUAGGAAGAUCUUUGAACUUGCGAAGGACCAACAGGAAGAGGUUGGCACUUGGGAGGACGACGAGGACGAGGAGGCAGAGGCAGAACGGCCAAGCUUCACUACUCCCCGGACUCAAGACGUCGAUGAGGAUGAGGAGGACGACCUGGAUCGAUAUGAGCAAGACGAAUACGAAGAGGAAGUCGAGGAGAUUCUCCUUGUCCUAUGGCGCUAG
Molecule: messenger RNA, 390 nt
Organism: Fomitopsis serialis
Lineage: Eukaryota; Fungi; Basidiomycota; Agaricomycetes; Polyporales; Fomitopsidaceae
Exons: 3
Coding region: 1-390 (129 amino acids)
Source: RefSeq, a predicted model, not a curated record